AUGAGUGACACCUGGCGAAAUGGUCUUUUCAGCCAUGUCUGUGGUGGUGACUGCGGCACCUGCCUCGGCGCUUGGUUCUGCUCUCCCUGUCUCUACGGCCGCGCCGUCAACCGAUACGAAAAGUUCCCCGACACCGACAAGGACCACUACGACAACGUCGCCUGCAACGGGCCCUGCUGGCUGUUCUUCGGAGCAGGCGUCUGCUGUGGGCUCCAAUGGAUCCCUCUACUAUUCAAGCGUGGCGAGAUCCGCGACAGGUUCGGGAUUCGAGGCGACGGUUGCGUGGAUUGCCUGGCUUCGUUUUUCUGCGCGCCCUGUGCCCUCGCGCAGGUCGAGACGGAACUCAAGGACCGCGCUACGGCGGCGCAGCAUGGUGGUGCGCCGCCGUUUGGGGGCGAUAUCAAGCAGGGGUAUGCGCCUCCGCCGCAGGGGAUGAGUUAUCAGCCUGGUGCUCCUACUUAUCAGCACGGUGCGCCUCCCUAUCAUCAGCCCGGUGUGCCGGUCCAUCAGUAA
Molecule: messenger RNA, 513 nt
Organism: Zasmidium cellare ATCC 36951
Lineage: Eukaryota; Fungi; Ascomycota; Dothideomycetes; Mycosphaerellales; Mycosphaerellaceae
Exons: 2
Coding region: 1-513 (170 amino acids)
Source: RefSeq, a predicted model, not a curated record